This is a messenger RNA of Acanthosepion pharaonis, 1575 nucleotides long. Lineage: Eukaryota; Metazoa; Mollusca; Cephalopoda; Sepiida; Sepiidae. The record is from the annotation of a GenBank genome assembly.
AUGCCCUGCGGCGCCACAAGCCCAACAAAGUGGUCGACGUCCCUCUACAACGACAUAAAUAUGUCUUCCUUCAUUAAUGUAUUUUUUUAUGGGAAUGGGGGCUCUUUUUUUGCGUUUUUUUUCUUUUGGGGGGGACUUUUUUAUAUUUUGUUUGGACGUUUUUUUUCAUUUUUUUAUUUUCUUAUUCGACUGUUUUUUUUUAUAUUUUUUAUUUUUUUGUCUUUUAUUUCAUUUCAAAUCUUUUUAUUUUAUUUUUCUUAUUCUUUGCAUUCUUUUUUUUUUUCUCAUCUUUAUCAUACCAUAUUUCCUUUUUUUUUUUUAACGCCUUUUUCUUUCUUUUUUUUUUCUUUUCAAAUUUUCUUUUUUUUUCUUUUUUCUUUUCUUAAUCUUCUUUUCUUAUUUUUUUCAUUUUUUUUCUUUUUCUUUGAUUCCUUUUUUCUUCUUUUCAUUUUUUUUCUUCUUUUCUUCUUCCUUUUUCUUUUUCUUUUCUUCUUUCUUUCUUCCUUUUUCUUUUCUUUUUUUUCUUCCUUUUUUUUUUCUUUUUUUUUCUUUUUCUUUUUCUUCUUUUUUUCUUCUUUUUUUCUUUUCCAUUUGCCUUCUUUAUUUUCUUUUCUUUUUCUUUCUUUUUUUUCUUUCUUUUUUUAUUCUCUAUUUUUUCCUGCUACUUUUAUUUUCGUUUUAUCAUCUCCUUCUUCUUUUUUUUCUUCUUCUUCUUCUUCUUUUUUUUUUUUUUUUUGUUUUUUUCUUAUUUUUUUAAUUUUUUUUCCCUUUUUCUUUACAGCCUUUUCUUCAUUCUUUGUUCUUCUAUUUUUCUCCUGUUUAACUGGACUCUCUCUCUCUCUUUCUUCUCUUCUUCUCUUUCUUUUCUUUUAUCUUUUUCUUUCUCUUUUUUCUUUUCUUUUUUUUUCUCUCUCUUUUUUCUUUUUUUUUUUUCUUCUUUUUUUUCUUUUUCUUUUUCUUUUUUUUCUUUUUUUUUUUCUUUUCUUUUUUUUUCUUUUUUUUCUUUUUCUUUUUCUUUUUUCUUUUCUAAAAUUUUAUUCCAUUUUUUUUCUUUCAUCUCUUUUUCUUCAUUUUUUUUCUCAAAUUUCUUUUCUUCUUUUUUUUUUUUUUUUUUUUUUUCUUCUUUUUUUAUUUUUUCUUUUUUUCUUUUCUUUCUCUUUCUUUCUUUCUCUCUUGUCUCAUCUUUUUUUAUCUUUUUUCUCUCUCGUUCUCUUUUCUUUUUUUCUUCUCAAGGAAUCUUCUUCUCUUUCUUCUCUUCUCUCUUUUUCUUCUCUUAAACUUAUAUGUUCUUUCUCUCUUUCUCUUCUGUCUCUCUCUCUCUCUGAAAUCUUUCUCUCUCUCUUUUUUUUCUUCUCUCUCUCUCUUUCUUUAGCUUGUUUCGAAGCAGCUCAUUACUGGUUCCUCCAUGCAAAUUUUUUUAGACCGUUUUUUUUUAUUCUCUUCUUCUUUCUCGUCGCCAAAUCUUUACCCCCUUGCUAUAUCAAUAUUAAUUCUCACCCGCUCAGCACACACUUUCCUCCAUCUCUGCUAUAUUUCCCAUUCAUUCAUCCUCUCCUUAAGAACCAUUUUUCUUAA